Molecule: messenger RNA, 273 nt
Organism: Dovyalis caffra
Lineage: Eukaryota; Viridiplantae; Streptophyta; Magnoliopsida; Malpighiales; Salicaceae
Source: the annotation of a GenBank genome assembly
AUGAGCCCUUAUGGGCGGUGCCGCUAUAGGAUUGGGUUGGAUAGCCUUCGAUGGCCUCUCGAAUUUUGUUUCAACGAAGCCCUCGAGUGUUGGACAAUCAUAAUCUAUGAGGUAAGAAGGAGGGUUGGAUUAUCUAGAAGAGCGAGUGGAUGUGAGGUGAUUAUAGGGGUGAUGAUGGUGCUCGAUGGAGGUAAGAGGAGUGAGGGAAUGGAUGUUGGUGAUGAAGUAUUUAGUGGGGAUGGUGAUUGGAAGGUGGAAGGGGUAAUGUCAUAG